AUGGACACCGCAACCACCACAGCGCGGCCAGAAAAGGUCCACAGCUCGAAAUGGAGAUACUGGGCCGACAAACUCGCCGUCGAGUCUGAGCCUGGCUUGACGAGAGCACAGCUGAUGCUCACGAACUAUGAUCUCAAACCAGUCGAACCAGAGAGGCGGCAAUGGGGUCCGUGGAAUUUCGUGGCAUUUUGGGUUGCCGACUCCUUCAACGUCAACACCUGGAUGAUUUCAUCGUCCAUGGUCGUCGGUGGCCUUUCAUGGUGGCAGUCGUGGCUUUGCGUCUGGCUCGGAUACGCGAUCGCCGGUGCCUUCAUCUGCUUGACUGGUCGCAUUGGUGCUGUUUACCACAUCGGUUUCCCCGUCGUCAACAGGUCCUCUUUCGGAAUCUGGGGUAGUCUGUGGCCCGUCUUCAACCGCGCUGCGAUGGCUUGCGUUUGGUACGGUGUCCAAGCCUACAUCGGAGGCAACUGUGUUUACUUGAUGAUUCGCGCAAUCUGGAAGUCUUGGGACCGUGAGACAAUCAACCCCGGCGGGUUCUCACCGAGCUCCGGCACAUCGACUGCGGAAUACGUCUCGUUCUUCCUCUUCUGGUUUUGCUCUUUGCCUGCCAUCUGGUUCCCGGUUCAUAAGAUCCGACACCUGUUCACAGUCAAGUCCUACGUGGCCCCUUGCGCCGGUAUCGCCUUCUUGAUUUGGGCCGUUGUCCGCGCUGGAGGAGUAGGUCCCAUUGUCCGUCAACCUGCGAAACUCCAAGGAAGCGAUCUUGCCUGGGAGUUUGUCAAGGGCGUCAUGUCAUCUAUCGCCAACUUCGCGACGCUCAUCGUGAACGACCCCGACUUUUCUCGUUUUGCCAGAAAGCCCCGCGAUGCUUUGUGGUCUCAGCUCAUCACUAUUCCAGUCGGUUUCGCCUUCACCUCCUUUAUCGGCAUCAUCGUUUCGUCGUCGUCUGCUGUCAUCUACGACUUGGACGAGCCGAUCUGGAAUCCCUUGUCGCUGCUCGAGAGAUUUAUCGACGACGGUGGUUCCGCUCAGAGAUUCGGAGUUUUCAUGAUCGCUACUUCGUUCGCUCUGGCCCAACUCGGUACGAACAUUGCGGCCAACUCGGUCUCUGCCGGCACGGAUAUGACAGCGCUUCUCCCUCGGUACUUGAGCAUUCGUCGUGGUGGAUACAUCUGCGCUGCAGUUGGUCUCGCCAUGUGCCCCUACACCCUGCUCACCGAUUCCAACAAGUUCACGACCUACCUGUCGGCAUACAGCGUGUUCCUCAGUUCCAUUGCCGGCGUCAUGUGCUCCGACUACUACGUCGUACGAAAGGGGUAUCUCGAGAUCAAGGAGCUCUACGAUGCGCGUAAGACGGGACCGUACUACUUCACUUACGGCAUUCAUUGGCGCGCGUAUGUUGCCUACAUUGCUGGAAUUCUCAUCAACGUGGUGGGAUUUGCCGGUGAAAUUGGCCGUGAUGUGCCUGUUGGAGCCAAGUACAUUUACAACAUCAACUUCUUCGGUGGCUUCAUCGUUUCUGGUGGCAUGUACUGGGGCCUGUGCAAGAUCUCCCCGAUCCCUGCUACCAGCGACAAAUGGAUGGAAGUCGGUGAUGAGAUUGAGGAUAUCCGGGUUGGAUACAACAACAGCAGCCAGGAUUUCGAUGAGGAGGCGGUUACUGGAUCAGCAAAGGGCAUGGAUGACACCAAGCCUCUAUGA
Molecule: messenger RNA, 1701 nt
Organism: Colletotrichum karsti
Lineage: Eukaryota; Fungi; Ascomycota; Sordariomycetes; Glomerellales; Glomerellaceae
Exons: 5
Coding region: 1-1701 (566 amino acids)
Biological process (GO): transmembrane transport; nucleobase transport
Cellular component (GO): plasma membrane
Molecular function (GO): nucleobase transmembrane transporter activity
Source: RefSeq, a predicted model, not a curated record